GAGAGAGAGAGAGAGAGAGAGAGAGAGAGAGAGAGAGUUGUGCACGCUUUGCUCUCUUCUCUCCUCAUCUCAAUGUUUCCGUCUCUUCCCACACUGAAUCUCAUCCGUCUCUCCUUCACAACUCCUCUCGUUCUCAAGAAGUGUCCAGUCGAGGAUGACUCCUCCUGAGACCUCCAGCCGCACAUGCCCGUUUCCAAGCUCAUGGCUGCCCGGGAAGACUCGACACUCUUGGGCUUCUCUCGUGCGGAGCUGCUCUCUCUAAAGCGGAUCCACUUCAGAAGAACAGCACACUCCUGCCACGUCUGAGUUGAUUUAGAUCUCAUCUGUCAGAGGCCACGUGCACACUCAGGACCUUCAGUUCAGAACUUCAGAGGAACUGUAGACAUACAUAAACUGAGAUGGAGCAGGAAAUAUCUAAAGUGCAGCGUAAGAUGUCUGAUCUGGAAUCAGUUCUGCAGCAGAAGGAUGUGGAGCUCAAGGCUUCAGAAACCCAAAGGACCGUCUUAGAACAAGACCUGGCCACUUACAUCACCGAGUGCACUAGUCUGAAGCGAAGUCUGGAGCAGGCUCGCAUGGAGGUCUCGCAAGAAGAUGACAAAGCUCUCCAGCUCCUGCACAACAUACGAGAACAGAGCAACAAACUGCAGGAAAUUAAAGAACAGGAGUACCACUCUCAGCUGGAGGAAAUGCGUGUGUCCAUUCGUCAGCUGGAGGAGAACCUGUCCGCCGCUCGUCGCCGUAGUGACCUGUAUGAAUCCGAGCUGAAGGAGUCCCGUCAGACCAGCGAGGAGCUCAAGCGGAAAGCUGCCGAAUACCAGCAGAAGAUCCAGAAGGCCAAAGAACAGGGCAAAGCUGAGACGGAAGAACUUCUGAGCAAGCUACAGAAGACCAAUGAAGAACAACAAUCAAAGAUGGAAGAACUCCAGGAGAAACUUGUCAAGGCUGUGAAGGCAAGUACAGAGGCCACUGAUCUCCUGCAGAACGUCCGUCAGGCUAAAGAACGCCUGGAGAGAGACCUGCAGCGACUGCAGACCAAAGAAGACUCGACAGACAGUCUACGCAGACGCUUGCGUGAGACUGAGGACGGUAAGAAGACUCUGGAGAACCAGGUGAAAAGGUUGGAGAUGGUAGAACGACGAGAGAGUAAACUGAAAGAAGAUAUUCAGACCAAGUCCCAGCAGAUCCAACAGAUGGCCGACAAAAUCAUGGAACUAGAAGAGAACCUGCGUGAAACACAGGCCACAGCGCAGCGCAUGGAGACACAACUGGAACAGAAGAAAAUGCUUUAUGAAGACAAGAUUAUGGUUUUGGAGAAUCAGAUGAAGGCUGAUUUGGCUGAGAAGGAACUGCUGGAGUCCAAACAGGACACGUAUGAAGAGGAAUCUCGAGAGAGUGGCAAAAUGAUCAGCGACCAGUCUGCGACCAUCAAUGCCAUGGAGUCGAAAAUGACCAAUCUGGAGCAGAGGAUCGCCGAGCUGUCCGAGGCGAACAAACUCGCCGCCAACAGCAGCAUUUACACACAGAAAAACAUGAAAGCUCAAGAGGAGAUGAUCUCUGAGCUCAGGCAGCAGAAGUUUUAUCUGGAAUCUCAGGCUGGUAAACUGGAGGCCCAGAAUGCAAAACUGGAGGAACAUCUGGAGAAGCUGACGCAGCAAGAACAGACCAACAAGAGCAGAGUUCAAGAGCUGGAGGCCAGAAUCAGAGAGAUGGGUCUUGAGCACGAGGAACAGAAGCUGGAGAUCAAGAGACAGGUGUCCGAGCUGACGCUGUCCCUUCAGGAGAGAGAAUCUCAGAUCAGCAGUCUGCAGGCGGCACGUCGCGUCCUCGAAACUCAACUGCAGCAGGCCAAGACUGAGCUGGAGGAGACCACCGCAGAGGCCGAGGAGGAGAUCACGGUGCUCCGGGCCCACCGGGAUGAAAUCCAGCGCAAGUUUGACGCCCUGAGAGACAGCUGUGCGGUGAUCACAGAUCUGGAGGAUCAGUUGACCCAGCUGACGCAGGAAAAUGCCGAGCUGAACCGCCAGAACUUCUACCUGUCCAAACAACUGGACGAGGCCACGGACGAGAGCGAGGAAAGAGACCAGCUCAAACAAGACGUGGAGCGUCUGCGCAGAGAGGUCGCAGACAGAGAAAUGCACCUCAACAACCAGAAGCAGAACAUAGAGACGCUGAAGACGACAUGUACGAUGUUAGAGGAGCAGGUGCUGGAGUUGGAGACACUGAAUGAUGAACUGCUGGAGAAAGAGAGACAGUGGGAGAACUGGAGAUCUGCUCUGGACGAAGAGAAGGAUCGGGCGGAACUCCGAGCCCGAGACUUACAGAGACAACUGGACAAUGAGAAACAGAACCGACUCCGUGCGGAGCAGAGGAACUCAGAGUCACGUCAGACAGUGGAACUGGCGGUGAAAGAACACAAAGCUGAAAUCUUGGUUCUGCAACAGGCUCUUAAAGAGCAGAAACUGAAAGCUGAAGGUCUUUCGGAUACACUGGGCGAUCUGGAGAAGAAACACACCAUGCUGGAGAUGAACGCCCGCAGUCUGCAACAGAAGCUGGAGACGGAGAGAGACCUCAAACAGAGACUCAUGGAUGAGCAAGCAAAACUCCAGCAGCAGUUGGACUUGCAGAAGAGUCACAUCUUCCGACUGACACAAGGUCUGCAGGACGCUCUGGACCAGACGGACCUUCUAAAGACCGAGAGAACCGACCUGGAGUAUCAGCUAGAAAACAUACAGGCGGCGUUCUCUCACGAGAAGGUCAAGAUGGAAGGAACCAUCACCCAACAGACCAAGCUCAUAGACUUUCUGCAGGCCAAGGUAGAGCACCCCUCUAAGAAGAAAAAGGGGAUCUUCGGCGGCCGGAGGCGGGAGGAACUGCUGGCGGCGCUCGCCGCUCAGGGGCAGACACAAGUGCCCGCUGUGCCCCCCGUGGUCCCUGUGCCAUUGCAAUACAGUGACCUGAAGGUGGCGCUGGAGAAGGAGCGAGCUCGCUGCUCGGAGCUGGAAGACGCCCUGCAGAAAACACGUCUGGAGCUCAGAGAGGUUCAGUUUAAAGCCCUGGAGCACGGCGGACCCCCGACCACACCGGCUCUGGCCCGCCAGCAGCUCAUGAUGUCCACCAAAUCCAACAAGUCUCCAGAUCAUCAGCCCGGCGGCCCUCUGAUGUCGUCCAGCUCCGGGCGCAGGAAGGACGUGGCCAAUCCUGAAGAAAUAAGGAGAGUCACCUCUGAAAAGUACACCAGACGCGUGAAGGACCGGAUUCAUCACAGCAACCCGCAUCGUUUCACGCAGGGUCUGAACAUGAGGGCGGCGCGCUGCACCGUCUGUCUGGACACGGUCCAUUUCGGUCGGCAGGCCGCUACCUGCAUCGAAUGCCACGCUCUGUGCCACCCCAAAUGUUCGCCGUACCUCCCGGCGGCCUGCGGCGUGCCCACGGAGUACGCCCUGCACCUGUCCGAGGCUCUGUGCCGGGAGAAGGGCAGCACGUCCGCAAUGAAAGAUGCCGGCGUACACAUGAGACUGGAGGGAUGGAUGAAACAGCUCAGAAACGGGAAGCGAGGUCAAGGCUGGGAGAGAAAGUAUGUCGUGCUGGACGCAUAUAAAGUGAUCACAUACGAGGCGGAACCAAGAGACGAGUCUGUGAAGGUGCUGGAUGAGUUCGAGUUGUGUUUAUCUGAUGGAGAGGUGACGGUUCACUCGGCUGUCGGAGCCUCUGAGGUUCCCAACACGGGGAAGUCAGAUGUGCCAUUCGUGCUGAAGUUGGAAUCAUUUCCGCAGUCGUCGUGUUGGCCCGGUCAGACUCUUUAUCUCCUGACCUCUGGUUUCUCUGAGAAGCAGCGCUGGGUGGCCGUGCUGGAGGCCAUCGUAGCGAGCAGUCGCGGGGCGAGAGAGAAGGCUGAAGCUGAUGCUAAAUUGUUGGGUAACUCUUUACUGAAGCUGGAAGGAGAUGACAGACUGGAUAUUAACUGCACACUUCCAUUGACCGACCAGAUCGUGUUGGUGGGCUCUGAGGAGGGUCUCUACGCUCUGAACGUGAUUAAAAACUCUCUUACUCACAUCCCGGGUCUGGGGUCUGUGUUCCAGAUCCACAUCGUCAAAGAACACGACAAGCUGCUGAUGAUCGUGGGUGAUGAGCGAGCGCUGUGUCUGGUGGAGAUAAAGAAGGUAAAACAGUCUCUGUCUCAGUCUCAUCUCCCCACACUGCCUGAGAUCGUACCGUACAUCUUUGAGACGGUGAAGGGUUGUCAUCUCUUCGCCGCCGGCAGGAUAGAAAAUGGGCCGUGCAUUUGUGCAGCGAUGCCCAAUAAAGUCACGAUUCUACGUUACAACGACAAUCUCAACAAAUUCUGCAUACGGAAGGAGAUCGAAACGCUGGAGCCGUGCAGCUGUAUCCACUUCACCAGCUACAGCAUCAUAAUUGGUACCAAUAAAUUCUAUGAGAUUGAGAUGAAGCAGUGUGUUCUGGAAGAAUUCUUGGACAAGAAUGACGUGUCGCUGACGUCGGCUGUGUUCAGCGGAUCGACCCACAGUUUCCCCAUCGCUAUCGUCCAGGUGUCCAGCACACCACAGAAGGAAGAAUAUCUGCUCUGCUUCCACGAGAUCGGGGUGUUUGUGGACGCGUACGGUCGAAGAAGUCGUCCCGAUGACCUGACGUGGUGUCGACUUCCUCUAACAUUCGCGUUCAGAGAACCGUAUCUGUUCGUCACUUACUUCAACUCACUGGAUGUUAUUGAGAUACAGGGACACGCCGCUCUCGGUCCUCCCGGCCUGGUUCACCUGGACAUUCCAAACCCACGAAACCUGGGCCCGGCCAUCUCAUCGGGUGCCAUUUAUCUGGCCUCGUCCUAUCAGAAUAAACUGAGGGUGAUCUGCUGUAAGGGCAGUCUGGUGCGAGAGUCCAGAGAGCUGCAGAGGACCGGCUCUAGCAGGAGUCUGACCUCCACAGCAGCCCGAACAAGCGCGGUCCCCCCACAUACAACGAGCACAUCUCCAAGCGUCUGGCCUCGGGUCCCGGGAGCCAGGAAGGGCCGCUGCACCGCGAGCCCAGCACCCCUCACCGCUACCGCGAGGGCCGCACGGAGUUCCGCAGGGACAAGUCUCCGGCCCGGCCUCUGGAGCGCGAGAAAUCGCCCGGUCGCGCCGUGCUGGACAGCCGCCGGGAGAGGUCGCCCGGGCGCUUCGAGAGCAGCGGGAGCGAGAGAGACCGCGAGCGCUCGCGUCUGCACACAAGCUCCGUGCGCACCCAGCUAACGCCCGUCAACAAGGUAUGGGACCAGUCUUCGGUUUGAGAACCCCCCGGGAGAGAAGACCUAAGAGCCAUCGUCCACUUCCCGCGUGGAUGGACGUGCCGUUUAACACACUGAACUAAAUCAUCUCAUGCCUGUAACCGUUUCAAGAGCCAUGUUUUCACCUGCAGCCCAAAUCUUGUAUGGAGGACACUUUGCUAACGUUGUAAACUUUGUCCAUGCUGUGAACAUCUGAUUGGAAAGGAAUACCGGAUGAGUUUGGGGGAAAGCCCUUAACGAAAUAUUGCAGGUUUAACACGAGGAACGUUUGAUCGACUUCAUUUGUGGCACCAUGUACCUAACCGCUGAAUUAUUUUGACGUUAUUUAUUUAUUUAAACACAACAGAAAUAGCCAAAAAUGUUCAAAAUAGCUAGAACAAAUGUUUUACUGUAUAUAAAGUGAUCCACCUAUAGAAUUCAAGUAAUAAAUGAAGACUCCAUUUUACAUGGUCAAGAGAAUAGUUGAAAAUGCGGAUAAUUGGUGCGCUCUUAUUAGUGUACUUAAAAUAAUAGUCAACACUACCAGUCAACAUUUCGGAUCACUUGACAAUGAAAACGUUUCUUGUGAUCUUAAAAAUCUUAUGAAAUUAACCUUUGUAGACAAAAAUAUAUGCCAACAUAUUAAGUUCUUUUCUUAGAAAAACUACAAAUACUUAAAAAGCUUCUCACGUUGAGACUUUAUGAAGCUGGAUGAUAAAAUGCCAAGUGCACGAUUUUGCAUAUAAGUUUAUUUUUUGAGAUGCUUUUAGUCACAACACAAUUCUCACAGUGUUAUUUCACGGUUUUGAUUGGGUUUACUAUCAUCUAAAAUGUGGUAAAAAGAACGAGUAGGCGAUCCAAAACUUUUGAGCAAAAGAAAUAACAAAAGUAACUUCAAACGUUGAAACAUACACCUCCAGAUUUAUAAAAGAUUUGAAAAGAAACAUUUUUGUCAAGUGAUACUAAACUUUUGCCGAGUAUAGAAUAUAUAUAAAAAACAUGGUAGGUGGAGGGGUGUAGUGAACAGCUUGUAUUAAACCCACAACCGACGAUCAGCACAUUAAUAUUGUAAAUAAGGUGAAAUCAGUUUUUAUAGCUUAAAGGAACUUGAGCGAUGAAGUCUAUUUUUAUGCUAUUAAACUGUUUGUAUAGACGGUUGAAAUGGGUUUCCUACAGAAAAGUACAGACGAGGUUUUAUGUCCAUAAGCUCUUGUGUUAAACAGUCGAUUUUGGCUGCUCAACUACAUUUUGUGCAAUUUUCUAUAUAAUCAAUUUCACAGGCAAACACCGAAACCUACUGCACAUUGUAUAUUUCUAUGCUAAUAGAGUUGAAGCUUUUUAAGGAGACGCGUCAUGUUCUCGCUAUCAAGUGUCCUUGUGAUGUUCAAGUGAACUUACUGUAUUUUGUUUCAAAUAACAACACAAAGCUUUUGUCGACAGCAGACGGUCUCUGUGUUGUUUAGUGUUGAGCUGUGACGCGAGAUCAGUGACCCUCAGGGUUUCUAGAACUUCGGUCUGAACUGAUCUGUUCAAUUAUGAGACGACAAAGGCUUGUUUGAAAUGAGUGACGAUAUCAAACGCAUGAGUAAAUUCUCGCUUGGUUUUGGGGACGUCUGUCACGUUAUAAUAAACUGAUAUUUGAUGUAUUUUUUUGUAAGGAAAUGAUGAAACUAUAUUAAACUCUAUUAAAGUAUGAGCCAUAAACUAUAUUUUGUGUUGAUUCCUUGUGUCAAA
Triplophysa rosa is the source of this 6994-nucleotide messenger RNA. Its product is annotated as citron Rho-interacting kinase. The coding region runs from base 399 to 5246 and encodes 1615 amino acids. The record is from RefSeq and is a predicted model, not a curated record. Gene Ontology annotation, cellular component: cytoskeleton; cytoplasm. The transcript has 40 exons. Gene Ontology annotation, biological process: actomyosin structure organization; peptidyl-threonine phosphorylation. Gene Ontology annotation, molecular function: protein serine/threonine kinase activity. Lineage: Eukaryota; Metazoa; Chordata; Actinopteri; Cypriniformes; Nemacheilidae.